AUGAUGACUGGUAAUAUAAACCCAGAAUAUCGAUAUAUAAGUAUUAUUGCCAAGACUUGGAAUGAAGUUUACUUGGCUGAAAAUCUAUUGACCAAACAAAAAUGUUGUAUUAAACAAGUCUUGAUUGAUGCAUAAUUGAGAGAGAAGUUUUAAUAAGAAAUUUAGAUCUUACAAAAAAUUAAGGCUUAUCCACAUCCAAAUAUAGUAUCCUUUGAGGAAAGCUUCUAUUAUGAGAAGGUGACUACGCAGGAUAAAGUACUCAUUUAUCUCUUAAAUGCAGUCCAUUACCUUCGGCUGUAUUGUCAUGGAAUUAGGCAUCACUAACUUAUAGCAAUACAUCUAAUCCAAAAAGUAAUCGGAUCCGGAUUUCAGAUUUCUAGAGUAUGAAGUAGCAGAUUUCUUUGUAACAAUGAUCAGAGCACAUUCACAUCUUUAAGAAAUUAAAAUAGCCCAUAGAGAUAUUAAACCAGAGAAUAUUAUUCUUAUCAAUGAUGAGAAUCUCUUGUUUAAAGUUUGUGAUGUAUAAACCUUUCUAUAAUACUAGGUUGGUUUUGGUACUGAAAUUAUAGAUGAAGAGUCAAGAUCAAGAACCAUUGGUGGUACAGUCACAUAUCAAUCACCAGAAGUCUACAGAGCAUUUAAAAGGAGAAAGCCUUAGGCUAAAUACAAUCCUUAUAAAAGUGAUGUUUUCUCUCUUGGAUUGGUUUUUCUAUUUUUUGCGACCACUCAUAACAUUACUAAACAGGUAAUAUCAAAUAAUUAUAAUAUUAGUAAAAAGAAGAGCUUUUUGAUGAUGACACAAAGUUGUAGAAUUAUUUAAAAGAAUAAAGAAAGAAAGUCAAAGAAUUAUAUCCUAGAAUCAAAGGGGUUUCUAAAAUUUUAAAGUUAAUGUUAGAAAUAUCUUCUGAUUAAAGAUAUGAUUUUUCUUAAUUAAGUUAAAUUAUAGAAGAAAGAUCAUAUUUAGAAGUUAAAUCUGUAAAUGAUUAUCAUUUAAAAAUAGCCUGCUAAAAUCAACCAUAAACAUUUAUAAUCUAUAAAUAAUUUGGAAGAUUUUUAAUUAGAUAUUAAAAAUAAGGAAGAUGUAUAAUUAGAUCUAAAUGGAAUGUAAAAUAAAUCAUAAGAUGAAUUACUUAAAUUCUUAGAAACUAUAGCUUAACAAAUUAAAAAUUUUUAAAUGAUUACAUUACAAAUAAAAUUAGAAAUGAGUUGUUUAAAUGUUAGAACUAUUGCACCAAUUGAAAAAAUUCUAAGUAGAGCUUAAAAAUUGAAAGAAUUAAAAUUAUAAUUAUGGAAGUAUAAAUGUUUUAAUAUAUUAAUAAGUAAUAAAUUAGGAAAUUUGGGAUUGUUAUUUUUAACAAAGGCAAUAAUGAGAAUGAGUGAUUUGAAAAGAUUGACUUUAGAAAUAUCUAAUAAUCAAUUAUCAGAUGAAGGGAUUAAUAAUUCAUUACCUCUUUUAGAAGGAUUAAUUCAGAUGGAAGAAUUAAAAUUAGAUUUCGGAUUGUAUAAGUUCUAAAUUAAUUAAGAAAUCAUUUACCAAUGGAAUGUUGCGAGGCAUUUUUUAUGGUUAUAUGUGCUAUGCCAAAACUAAAAAAACUUGAUUUAAAUCUUGAAAGUAAUUAUAUGAAUUAAGUACUUUCUAAAUUGUUAAAUCAAUCUUUGAAAAAAUUACCACUCCUAACUAAUUUAGCUAUAAAUUUUUCAAAGUAUUUUUAUGUUUUCUAAAAUCAGUAAUCCUAUGCAUAAUGAAGGUUUUUAUGAUCUUGGAGAAAGUAUAUCUGAAUUAGAGAAUUGUGAAUUGGUACUUUGGGGUUCAUAAAUAAAAGAUUUAGGUGUAGAGGAAUUUGCUAAAGGAUUAUCUAAAUGUGAUAAAUUAAAGCAUUUAAAUUUGACAUUAUGGAAUAAUUAAAUAACAAAAAAGGGAUGUGAAUCUCUUGGUUUUGUAUUACCUAAAUUAUAGAAAUUAAGUACAUUAGUAAUUGAUUUAUCCAAAAAUCGUAUAGAAGAUGAUGGUGUAAGAUUUUUAGCAAAAUCAUUUCAUGAAAUGUAAUAAUCAUUGAGAGAAUUAAAGUUUUGGAUUGAGAAGUAAAUAUUAAUAUAAAUAUUUAGUGUAUCUUGCACUUCUUUUGGAUUGAGAUAUGUUAAUCGUUUUUUGGCAACUCAAAAGAAAUUAAGAAAUAUCAAUCUAAAUUUUAGAUCAAAUUAAAUAGGAUUAGAUGGUAUGGAAUUAUUGUAUAAUGGUUUUGGUUAAGCAACUUAGUUAGAAAUAGUGAAUCUAAUACUUGAUCAGUAAUAUAUUUUUAAUAAAUAAUUAGUAAUCCUUUAGGAGAUGAAGGUGUGAAUACUUUAUUUAAAGGUUUAUGUAAAUUGAAAGAAUUACAGAGAUUGUUUUUAAGUCUUGAAAAUGUUCAAGGUACUGGGAAUUCAGUUACUGUGAUGUUGUUUUCAAUAAAGUCUUGGUCAGAAUUGAAAGAAUUGCAUGUUAAUUUUUAAAAGUAAAUAAAAUUGAAUUAACAAUCUUAGAAAUGAUACUGAUUGGGCUGAUGAUAUCAAUUUGAGAAAUCGAUUAUCAGAAAUCUAAACCACUGCUAAAAUUAAUAUUGAAUUAAAAACUAUAAAUUAAUAAAUCAAAUGA
Messenger RNA from Paramecium pentaurelia, 2632 nucleotides. The record is from the annotation of a GenBank genome assembly. NCBI's taxonomy places the organism in Eukaryota, Ciliophora, Oligohymenophorea, Peniculida, Parameciidae.